Molecule: messenger RNA, 1317 nt
Organism: Penicillium samsonianum
Lineage: Eukaryota; Fungi; Ascomycota; Eurotiomycetes; Eurotiales; Aspergillaceae
Product: isocyanide synthase family protein
Exons: 4
Coding region: 1-1317 (438 amino acids)
Source: RefSeq, a predicted model, not a curated record
AUGAGCUAUAUUAAAAUGCUAGUGACGACGGUGGUCAAAGUCUCAGCCCACCUAAACAUAAUCCCUUCGGACUGUAUCACCCCCACCCAAAAGACACGAGUCUCGUUCCUCCCCAACCCACACCCAGUCCCCCCCAAACAUGAAGCCACCAUCGACACUCUUCUCGACGCACCGGAAAUAUGUCCAACAUUAACCCGCCUGAAGUCAGAGGAAAUAAUGAACAUCGUGGAGCGCUACGGCUCCCACGAGUGCACAACCACAGCCGGAGAAUGGCUGGGCCGGUCAUCGUUCACGCCGCGUGUGCAGACACAUAUUGCAGCCAAUAGGGCAAUUCCUAUGGUUCUACCUGCUUUUCCGAUGAAGAGUAAUAACCGUAUGGACAAGGUGCUAGGUGUGCUUCCGGAUUUGGGGGAUGAGCUUGGGUUGGCGCGGUUGGUGAAUCUUUGUCGGGAUAUCAAGGAUGUUUACCCGCCUGGUGCGGUUGUGGUUGUUGUUACGGAUGGGAUUUGUUAUAAUGAUCUUACGGGGAUUUCUGAUGAGGAGGUCUGGGAAUAUGGGAAUCGACUGCGAAAGGUCGCUUUUGAGAAUGGAUAUGCUUGUAUUCAAUUCCAUCGUAUUAUGAAUAUGCUAGGUCUUUAUACUGGCGCACAAAUUUCUAAGUCCGAUUACGUGAAGCUCUGUGGUUUAUCGAGGGCUGAACUUCAUCGACGGUGUGGACGGCCGGGGUUUGAUGUCGAUCAGUUUUUGAAAAGUGAUGAGGACUAUCUGAGGACUUAUAAUGGAUACGACAAGUUCAUGAAAGUUGAUCUGAAAUUCAGCCCGGUGACCAAAGAUUGCGCUGGUCCCAAACAAUAUAAGAAGAGGAUCAAGAGUAUUGCAAAAGCCAUGAUUGUCCGUGGAGUGGAGUAUGCGGAGCUAGUACGCCAAAUUUAUCCCGACUCACUGCGUCUCUCCAUCCAUCCCUCAUCGGGGCAGACGAAGCUGUCCUGUCCCCUUAUCCCGCAGAAAGACUCGUUCUCUAUGAGCCCUUGGCACUGUAGUGUUGCAGUGACAACUGCAGGGGAAUUCAUAACAGCUCACCAAUCCGCACAUCGACAGAAGUUUGACCUCAUUAAGAAGGAUGGUCAACCAUAUUUCUUCCGUGAGCACUCUCCGCUCUUCGAUUGGGACGCCAGAGUUGAUUUUGAGCAUUAUUAUGGGCAAAACCUGAUUAUCAGGGCACAGAAACAGAUUGAUCAAGAACUAUCUGACUCGGAUUUGGACAAGUUGGCACUUUUAGCAAUCCAACAGAAGAGUGUGACAUUCUGCAUCACGUAG